AUGAGUGGUCUCGCCGAUCCUCCACCUCGAAACACCUUUACUGCCGUUGCUCUAGAUGCGCCAGGCAAGGCACGAAAGCUUCCCGUCCUCUCAUCCUCAACUUCACCACCCACUCAAUUGACGGGUGAUUCUAUGGAGGUCACUCCAUCAGCCUCGGCGACAACAGGUCUUGCGCCGCCCGCCCAUAGCAGCCCUGACAGCGAUCGGGCGGGCGCAAACACCAGCACCGCUUCCAAUGGAUCAAUGGAAACUGGAAACAUGAACAAUACAUUAGCGCCUAAUCACGCUAUUGGCGCUGCAGCUGCAGCGCAGCAACCAAAAGUCGUGCAGACUGCCUUCAUCCAUAAGUUGUACAAGUAUAUAGCUAGCCUUGUCGCUAAUGUUGAGGUUAUUCUCACAGUGAGCGAUGUCUUCCAUACCGGAUCUCCAGACUCGGCACUAUGGGAGUUCAAACACGGCAAUGGGAACUUCAAACGCGGCGACUUAGUUGGCCUACGGGAAAUCAAACGCCGCGCGUCGCGACAUGCUCUAAUUCAUCGCGACUCAUUCCCUGGUCAUAAAACCGCAGUCUCUCAACCUGGCACACCGGCCGAGUCUGUUCCUGACGCGACUGAAGCGCGGUUGCUCAACCUAGAGCAUUCGCUAUACGAUAUGCAUGCCCGUCUGAAUCGUGCUGAAGAGGGGCAUUCAGCUCUCAACUCAAGAUGUCAAGCUAUGGUAGAAAGUUUGGCGAAGUGUUAUCAUUGGACUCACUCAAUUUCGCACUUUUUGCAAGGAAUGAUUCCUGAUCGGGAUAGUCCCCUGUAUCGAGAUGUUUCCAGUAUGCAAAAGGAGAUAGAGAAACAUCUUGAGGGUGUGAGAGCUCUCGAAAACCCCCCGGACACAUAUUUGUCUGUCAGACCACCCUUUUUCGCCAGUGUGUCUGCUGAUCCUGGACUGCCUCUUUCCCCUCGUCAAAUACCCCAAGACGAGAGUCGCCGGCCAUCGAUGAUGGAACCGUCCAGGUCUGGAAUGAUACGUCCUCCCGUUCCCCCGCAUCUCGCUGUUUCUCCUCGCCGAUAUGGCUCCAUCGGAGGUGGGAACCCGUCGCCCAAUUAUAGCCGGCCGCAAGUUCCCUCUGUCGUUCAACCCCAGCAGCCGAUGCCUCACCCUCUCUCUUCGGUGUCCUCUCCACCAGGACCCAGUCUUGCGCGUCGUCACACUUCGGCAGACAUCCGUCAGCACGGCUGGCCACCACCAAACGACUCCCAAUAUCCCCCCGCCAAUGCGCACGGGGCAUCAGCGGUACCAUGGCCAUCGUCGCCUCACCGGACCCCGACUUCCAGUGAGCAACAAGUUCGAGAGGUGCUGGCACAGUAUGAGAUGGGAGUCCCACGACGAUUUCAGAGCAACUCACGCCAUGCCACGCCACCAUCGAACCCAGAUCAGUCAUCAUCAACCCUCAGCGUCGACAACGGCUGGACGUACGGAAGCUCGAGAUUUUCUCGACAUGAGUCUUCACUUCCUGCCACUCGAAGAUCAAGCAUGGCCAGCAACGUACACUCGCUCUUGAACCCCGCUGACACCGCAGAACGUCCGGAUGAGGAUCACCAUAUCACUCUCGAGGAUCGAAAACGAAAGCGAUUAGAAUAA
Molecule: messenger RNA, 1632 nt
Organism: Aspergillus clavatus NRRL 1
Lineage: Eukaryota; Fungi; Ascomycota; Eurotiomycetes; Eurotiales; Aspergillaceae
Exons: 4
Coding region: 1-1632 (543 amino acids)
Source: RefSeq, a predicted model, not a curated record